Messenger RNA from Lingula anatina, 2278 nucleotides. RefSeq lists its product as uncharacterized. The record is from RefSeq and is a predicted model, not a curated record. Gene Ontology annotation, molecular function: protein binding. Lineage: Eukaryota; Metazoa; Brachiopoda; Lingulata; Lingulida; Lingulidae.
GCACUGUACAGUAUUGUUCUUUCACUUUUAAAACCAGGUCCUUCUUGAUAUACACCAGGCAGUUUGUCUCAUUGAAUGGAUUGUGACACAUUCCUGGGUACUAAAUGAUUGCGGAUGUAGGAGGAUGUGAACUGAUUUGGCAAAAUUCUGUGUUUAUGACCUUUGAGGAGGUUUGAUCAGUACAAGUAUGCUGUGACAUUAUCAACACCCCACAGGGUAUAGUUCCUUAUCAGUUAGGAAUGCAAGGACAUCUGUGAGAUUGAAGUGGUUCAACAGUAUGAGAGAGAGAUAACACAUUAUGGCAGGAAGACAUUGGGGAACAACUAUCCAUUUCCUUCUUGUUUUUAUGUUGGCUUCCUCAAUUGCAAGACAUAUUGGAGUAAUGUUACCAAAUGAUCCCACUGUUGCCUCUGGAACUACAGCUAACCUCACCUGCUGCCUGAAUGAUAUUUACAUGUACAAAUCAACAGACAUUGAAUUUGAACAACGAGGCAACCCUAUAGCAAACACCAAUCUAAGCACCACCAGGAGAGAUAAUUCUUCCUGCUCCACACUGUUCAUUCACAAUAUUCAGUGUAAGGAUGGAGGGAUGAUAUACUCUUGCAGAGCAGGAACUGACAUCAUUGGGCAGCAGUAUGUCACAGUAGGAUAUAACCUAAGGAGCCUAGAUUCCCGUCUUCACUGUGUCUCCUAUAAUGAGGACAAGUUGACAUGUUACAUAGAUAUGGACUCUAUGGUGACAACUACUGUUAUAAUGUCGUGGUCACGAGAUGCCAGUACACAGUAUAUUUGCCCACAUGAAGUUGAAAAUGAACACACAUGUAGGCAACAAUACAGCUGUACCUGGAAAAAAAACGAUGGUGUAGAUUCAUACUACAGCCAGGUUCCUAUCCAUUUAUCUGUGCGAGCUAACAAUAGCCUGGGAACCAAAACAUUUACCAAAACUGUUGAAGUGGGGUUUCACAUAGUGAAAUCUGAGCCUGUCCAUAACUUGACAUGUGAAGUGUUAAACAAUACAACAGCCCUCCUCACCUGGGCCUUGCGCCUGUCUGAGGACAUGGAAUGGAUUAGGAAUCAAAGUGGGGGAUUCCAGUUCUUAGUUCAGUGGAGUGGUGUGAAUGAUAAGCAAUACUGGAAUAAGACUUUUGUAUCCAUUAGUAACAUGUUGACCUUGAGUUUAUCCGACCUUGACCCCAAUCACCAUUACAGUGUGAAGGUCAUGGUAAAACCAAGAGGGGGACUGUACUGGAGUGAACCAAAGUCAUUGGAAUUCUGGACUAAUUUCACAGUGCCAAAGAGUGCUGAAGACAGUAGCAACAUAGAGGCUGGGAUCUUGGUUGCUGUUAUUGCUCCUGUUUUGGGGGGCUUUGGUGGCUUCUUUCUAAUAAUUUUGACUGGUUACACUGGUUACAAGGUUUGGAGGAAGACUAGAAAGGUUAUAUUGAUAGAGCUUCCGCCAGACAUUGAACAACAGGAAAAUCUUGAAAAUAUGGAUAGAAGCACAGUUGGUAACAGAUAUCUAUUGAUGCCAGCUGAGGAUCCAGUUACUGUACAGGGUAGCCAAGACAGUGGCAUUCUUACUGGUCAAGAUGAUGACAGUUCACAUAGUACAGGUACCAGCACUGCUCAGUCAUCAUUUGACCAGAUUUGCCCAAGAGCAGGACAGCUGCAAAACCAAACAUAUACGCAGACGAGCUCUUCAAGCAUCAUUGAACUCAGUGAAAGUACAUUGCAAGGUGAAAAAUUUAAAGAAAAUAUUGAAAGCCUCAGUGGAGAUACAUGUAAAUGCAAAAAUUGUAGAGAAUUAUUAUUCCUCUAUCAUGCCUCUAGGAGGCUUUGUUUAGUGCCAGAUGCCAUUAACAGUGAGAAACAAUUUAAAUUUCCGGAUUGCUGUGUUCAAGCAGCAAAGAAAAGACCAAAAUCUCCAGCCUCCGGUUAUGCUCUCCUGGGUGGUGUUGAUUUCUCAGGUAAAAGUCCUGACAACCUACCCCUUUUACCUGGAGAACCAGAUGAAGGGGACAGUUGGGAAUUGUCUUCAAAAGAAGAAUCUCUUGAAUUUGAACAAAAUUUAGUCAGUGAUUAUGGACUGUACAUAAAGUGGCAUAUCACUCAAACCAGGACUUCCCAAAGUGACCUUGAUGACACUGAUGGUGAUGGUGCAUGUAGUGAAAACUUAAAUGUUUGUGGAGUUACUAGUAAAGACUUCCAGANUCCCUUCGGUGCAGCCUGGGUUCUAAUAUACAGGUAUAUUGGCGAACAAAGUGGGCAGAUUUCUUAA